CUUCCGGACGCGGACGGUAACGUUUUGGGAACAAGUUUCUUUGGAUUUUUUGAAAUAUCGCUACUAUUCAGUUGGAAGAAUGGCGUACAGAGGGCAAGGACAGAAGGUGCAGAAGGUUAUGGUGCAGCCAAUUAACCUCAUUUUCAGAUAUCUACAAAAUCGCUCACGGAUCCAAGUGUGGUUGUAUGAGCAAGUGAACAUGCGGAUAGAGGGCUGUAUUAUCGGCUUUGAUGAGUACAUGAAUCUGGUUCUAGAUGAUGCUGAGGAAGUCCACAUGAAGACGAAAAACAGAAAGCCCCUGGGGAGGAUCAUGUUGAAAGGCGACAACAUCACCUUGCUACAGAGUGUGUCUAACUAACAGAGUGGCACGUUUCCAGAAUCUGAUCUGCAUCUGUGAAGUGUUUUUUUUUUCAUGGAUGUUUUUUUUCCUUCUUUUUCUUUUAUCUUGUUUUUUUUUUCUAUAGAUAUUUUCCCAGCUUCCCUUGUUUCUGUAAACAGUUAAUCAUAUUCAUUUUUUUAUGUGCAUGAAUUUUGGGUUGUUUUACCAAGAAUAGAAUAGAAUGGAAUUCUUUUAAUUUUUUCUAUAGAUUUUUUUUUUUCUUUCCUAUGGAUAUUUUUCCCAGCUUCCCUUACUUCUGAGUCAUUCUAUGAAAUGGGUGUCGUUUCCACUUCUCAAUUUUCAAAAUUUUCAUCAAGAGCAAUUUUUUUUCCUACAACAUUAAAGACAUAUUAACCCUCCAAAAAAACACAUAUUCCCACCUCAGGCAUAAAAGCCUUAUUAAUAUUUUCCUUUUUCAGACAUGGGAGCCAUUCUUGUACUACCCCGUCACAGACAAUUAUGUACACCAUUUGAGUAGUACGCCUGAAAUAAAUGUUAAAAAUCUAAUGUUUCCCUACUAGUAAAAUUUCCUUUUUUUUGGAAACCAUCAAUAUGAAGUAUGUAAUUUAAUUAUUUCUUUCAUUUUUAGAUUCUGCUUCUUGGAAUCUGAAUUCGAGAUGUCAAUGGCCUCGUUGUUUGUACAAAAAAUACUAAUUCACUUUAACAUUUCAAAUAAAAGUUACAUUUAUUUGAUUAGUCCACAAAACAUGAAUGUUAUUCAACAUUAAUUUAUGGAGUAUUUCACUCCCUUUUCAUUAUUUUUUACAAAAUGACCCUGUGACCGGGUGGCAACUGAUGUGACGGAGUGGUUCACUGACGGGGUGGUACGGACAAAUUGUCUCACUGUGAUCUGUUGGUUUGUCUUCAUCCAACAUUAGAAACUUUUGUUAAUUCUUGAUGUACUGUAAAUGUAGGCAUGAGUUAAUGAUACAAGAUCCAAAAUAUAUAUCAACAUUAGAGUUUAUUAAUACAACAGCAUGCUACAAAUAUGUUUGUAUUAAACUAAACAAAUGCUGACCAUUCAAAAUGUGAAUAAAAGCAUCAGUACUUCAAAUAUGCAUUAUUCAAGACAUUUAAAAAUUGAUUAAAAGAGCAUUUCAUUUUCAUUAAGUUACUCUUAAUGACCAAUAAUAAUUAUGAAACAUGAACAAUGGUUCAAAUAGGCAAAAAAAAAAAAAGAAGAAACUUUGCCUUCAAAACUUUAAAAACGGGAGAGGAAAGGAGGGCGUUUAAAACAUUUAAAAACGGAAAUGUAAUGUCAAACUGGUCCUGGCCAUGAAAAACUGAAGGCAUUUGUCACUAGAAAUGAGAAUUUUAAACAUAUUUUCCAAAAGAUCUACUCCCAGAGGAGCAUUCCAUCAGACAUUUGUUGUCCUAAUGAGACUGCAGAAUUAAUCCUCCAUCCUCCAUCUUAUGUGACUAUAAACUAUGAUUGAGAAUGUCCCGGAAAAUUAUUUCCUAAACAGAGUGGGAACUCUGACAUCCUCAAAAGCUUCAAGAGCAUGAUGACAGUGACUGGGAGAGUUGCUUCCAUACAUCCCUCUGGAUUGCCAUGUGACGGGAUGUCACAGGCUGUGGUGCUUGAAUGAUUUCGAGCACCAGAUCAAAGAGGUACCACAGGAUGUCAUCUCUUGCAGGCCAGAAGAACCUGUUGGCACCAGCGCGGUGCAUGCAUUUGACUUGGUCAUGUGUUCGUCUGCAUUCAAGAUGAGCCCUGGAUGAAGGUCAUUGUAUUUAAGCACGCACCACUUCCCAAUGAGAUCUCCACUUCCCCAAGCAAUAGCUUCUGUCGGCACCUGUUUGGCUGCCUCUGUCGGCACCUUUUGGGCUGUCUUGUUAAAAGUGAAGUGCUGUGUUGUGAAGCACUGACAUCUCAGCUGCUUUUGCGUGGAGCACAUGCAACUGACUUCCCGGUAAACGAUCUCUCCUGGAGUGAAUGUGACCACUUGGUGGGUUUUCAUUGUGGAUGGCACUGGGGGAAUCUGGGCUGGCAUCCUUUCCAUUGCCUGCUCCUCUGCUUUGCUUGCUACAUAAAACAGUUGUAGAUGUUUCUGUGAGGGCCUUAUAUAGCUCAUGGGCAUCAGGAAUGUCACGGCCGUUGGUCACCAGCUUCCCUUACCACCGCGUCACAAUAAAACGUGACAGGGUGGUAAAUGUCAUUCUAAAAUGGCCGCAGCUCUCCGUGUGAUCAAGUUCCUGACCUAGCAUACAUGCAUUCAAUUUGAAAUAUCAUUUUCUUUGCAUUAAUAGUGUAAAAAAUUUAAUAAAAACCAGUUAAGCCUAUCUAUUUUGUGUGAUGGGGUGGUUGGGUUGAGCUUGACGGACCCCAUCUAACAUGAAAAAACAAAUUAACAAUGUAAAAGAAUGUCAGAACUUGCCUGCUUUUGUUCUUGGAAGCUCCAAAGGAUCAAAUGAUGUCACUUUCUUUUCGUGAUGUUAUUUAAAGCAACGGUAGAUUAUUUAUAGACAAAAUAAGUUAGUGUGAUGGAGUGGUAUGUCAAACUGAGGGACGCACACAAAUGCAAUUUUUACACAAAUGUGUUUUUUUAUUUUGAAUUAGUAUAUCUGAUGUAAACAGACAUGCAUAUACUCCUGAAAAUAAGAAAGGUUUGAUAAAAAUAUAAAAUUUAUCUGGUGAUAUUUUAGAUGCAAAUGUCAUGUUGGUCAAUACUGACAUGUGAAAAUGGCCAUGUACUAAUGGAAAAUGAUUAAAACAUAGUAUUUUACUCUUUAAGAAUAGUAUUUUCUCAUAUAUCAUGUUAACAAGAACACUUGAAUUAAUAGCUUUAAGGUUUGGAAACACACUUCGGAACAUUUUUUGUGCCUUAUGAAUCUCAUCAAACGUUACGGACCCAAAUGGCACCUGUUUCAUAGAAUGACUCUUUUGUAAACAGUGUGAAUCAUAUUCAUUUUUUAUGUACAUGAAUUUUAGGUUGUUUUACCAAGAAUAGAAUAGAAUAGAAUAGGUUAAAAAUAAGUGUCUUUGCUAGAGUUGUUGCUGAUGUCUAUUCUCCCAUUUAUUUUAAUGUCUUUAAACCAUUUUUAUGUGCUUCUAUUGCCAUCUAGUGGCAGACCUUGCAUUGUAUAGUUAUGUAGGUCAAACACCAUGUGCGUAUUCAACGUGUCUACGGAAAACAUGAACGUUGUUGCCUGAGCAAAAUGUGGGGAUACUGAUGUGAUUUAUGGUUUAUAGUUAGUGCAUGUAGGUUUAAGCACAUAUCCGCAAUGCAGAAUAAUUCAGUGUAAUGACUAUGAAAAUUGAUUUGUUUGAUGUGUUAAUUUAGAAAUUCAAGUAAUAAAUGUAAAAGCGCAUAGGGGGCAGUACUAUAAGCGCUUGUAAUUUCAACAAUAUAAUUUCCAAAAUUGAGGACUCCUCUGUAGAAUGAUGAAAUUGUAUACUUUUCUCUGCCAACAGACUUAACAUGACACAAAUAAAAGAAAUAUCCACUUAAA
Lampris incognitus (smalleye Pacific opah) is the source of this 3832-nucleotide messenger RNA. RefSeq names its product small nuclear ribonucleoprotein polypeptide E (gene snrpe). Gene Ontology annotation, cellular component: U2 snRNP; U4/U6 x U5 tri-snRNP complex; U1 snRNP. The record is from RefSeq and is a predicted model, not a curated record. Gene Ontology annotation, biological process: spliceosomal snRNP assembly; mRNA splicing, via spliceosome. NCBI's taxonomy places the organism in Eukaryota, Metazoa, Chordata, Actinopteri, Lampriformes, Lampridae. The transcript has 5 exons. Bases 80 to 358 code for a protein of 92 amino acids. Gene Ontology annotation, molecular function: RNA binding.